GCCCGGCCCCGCACGGCCCCGCACGGCACGGGGGUUGCCAUGACAAGCAUUUUCUCCCGUUAGCUCCGGGACCGUUCCCCCUCCAUCCCAUGGCCAGCCGGGGGGGCUCCGCCGCCAGCCGGGCGCCGCGGGAGCUGAGCCGCUCCAGUUGCUGUGGUAUCCAGGGAGCCCUCCUCCUUCUGCAGGAGAUGCACGCUGGUCGUUGCUAAGGUCGCCUCCGCGGUAACAUGCACAUCCUGUUUACACCUCUAUCCGGAGAAGUUGGGCUCGGUUAGAGGCACCUGCUCCCCCAGGGAAGGGGCCGCACGGAGCGUGUGUCCCCCCCACUCCCGCCGCCGGACCCUCGAGGGAGCCGCGAGCCGGCGUCGGCAUCACCGGCACCAUGACGAACAACGUGGCCGACCACCACCCCGGGAACUCGGUCGCCGAAGGCAACCAUGAGGGGGACUUCGGGUGCUCCAUGGUGGAGCUCAGGAACCUCAUGGAGCUGCGGAGCGCCGAGGCGGUGGCCCGGCUCAACGACUCCUACGGCGGCGUGCAGAACGUCUGCAAGAGGCUCAAGACGUCGCCCGUCGAAGGCCUGUCCGGGAACCCGACCGACCUGGAGAAGAGGCGGCAGGUCUUCGGCCAGAACUUCAUCCCUCCCAAAAAGGCCAAGACGUUCCUGCAGUUAGUGUGGGAGGCACUCCAGGACGUCACGCUGAUCAUCUUGGAAAUCGCAGCCAUAAUCUCCUUGGGCCUGUCCUUCUACCACCCCCCGGGUGGGGACAAUGAACUGUGUGGGCAGUCGACGGGCGGCGUGGAGGACGAGGGCGAGGCGCAGGCCGGCUGGAUCGAGGGGGCAGCCAUCCUGUUCUCCGUGAUCAUCGUGGUGCUGGUGACCGCCUUCAACGACUGGAGCAAGGAGAAGCAGUUCCGGGGCCUCCAGAGCCGCAUCGAGCAGGAGCAGAAGUUCACGGUGAUCCGCAAGGGGCAGGUGAUCCAGAUCCCGGUGGCCGAGAUCGUGGUGGGAGACAUCGCGCAGAUCAAGUACGGUGAUCUCUUGCCAGCAGACGGGAUCCUGAUCCAGGGCAAUGACCUGAAAAUAGAUGAGAGCUCGCUGACAGGGGAGUCAGACCAAGUCAAGAAAUCCAUGGACAAAGACCCCAUGCUGCUCUCAGGUACCCACGUGAUGGAGGGCUCUGGCAGGAUGGUGGUGACUGCCGUGGGUAUCAACUCCCAGACAGGAAUCAUCUUCACUCUCUUGGGCGCGGGAGAAGGAGAUGAGGAGAAGAAAGUGAAGAAAGGUAAAAAAAGCGGAGCCCCCGAAAACCGCAACAAAGCUAAAACUCAGGAUGGUGUGGCCUUAGAAAUUCAGCCCCUGAAGAGCCAGGAAGGGGUGGAAAAUGAGGAGAAAGAGAAGAAGAAGGUGAAGGUGCCCAAGAAGGAGAAGUCUGUGCUGCAAGGGAAGCUCACGCGCCUGGCGGUGCAGAUCGGGAAGGCAGGGCUGAUCAUGUCAGCCAUCACCGUCAUCAUCCUGGUGCUGUACUUCGUGAUCGACACGUUCGGGGUGCAGAAGCGGCCCUGGCUGGCCGAGUGCACCCCCAUCUACAUCCAGUACUUCGUCAAGUUCUUCAUCAUCGGGGUCACCGUGCUGGUGGUGGCCGUGCCCGAGGGGCUCCCGCUGGCCGUCACCAUCUCCCUGGCCUACUCCGUGAAGAAAAUGAUGAAGGACAACAACCUCGUGAGGCACUUGGACGCGUGCGAGACCAUGGGCAACGCCACGGCCAUCUGCUCGGACAAGACGGGCACGCUGACCAUGAACCGCAUGACCGUGGUGCAGGCCUACGUGGGGGACACCCACUACCGCCAGAUCCCCGACCCUGAAGCCAUCCUGCCCAAAAUCCUGGACCUCAUCGUCCACGGCGUCGCCAUCAACUCGGCCUACACGUCCAAGAUCCUGCCGCCCGAGAAGGAAGGGGGGCUGCCCCGGCAGGUGGGGAACAAGACGGAGUGUGCCCUGCUGGGCUUCGUGCUGGACCUGAAGCAGGAUUACCAGGCCGUGCGCAACGAGGUGCCCGAGGAGAAGCUCUACAAGGUCUACACCUUCAACUCCGUGCGCAAGUCCAUGAGCACGGUGCUGAAGAACAGCAACGGCGGCUUCCGCAUGUACAGCAAGGGCGCCUCCGAGAUCAUCCUCCGCAAGUGCACCAAGAUCCUGGACAAGAAUGGCGACCCCCGGGUGUUCAAGGUGAAGGACCGGGACGAGAUGGUGAAGAAGGUGAUAGAGCCCAUGGCCUGCCACGGGCUGAGGACCAUCUGCCUGGCGUUCCGGGACUUCCCUGGGGACGCUGAGCCCGACUGGGACAGCGAGAAUGAGAUCCUGUCUGACCUGACCUGCAUUGCUGUGGUGGGCAUCGAGGACCCUGUGCGGCCAGAGGUGCCAGAUGCCAUCCAGAAGUGCCAGCGUGCGGGGAUCACCGUCCGGAUGGUGACAGGGGACAACAUCAACACUGCCCGUGCCAUCGCCACCAAGUGUGGCAUCCUGCUGCCAGGGGAGGACUUCCUGUGCCUGGAGGGGAAGGAGUUCAACCGGCUCAUCCGCAAUGAGAAGGGAGAGGUGGAACAGGAACAGCUGGACAAGAUCUGGCCCAAGCUGCGGGUGCUCGCCCGCUCCUCCCCCACUGACAAGCACACUCUGGUGAAAGGAAUUAUCGACAGCACCGUUGGUGACCAGAGGCAGGUGGUGGCCGUGACCGGGGACGGGACCAACGAUGGCCCAGCCUUGAAGAAAGCAGAUGUUGGCUUUGCCAUGGGCAUCGCAGGCACGGACGUGGCCAAGGAGGCCUCGGACAUCAUCCUCACGGACGACAACUUCACCAGCAUCGUCAAGGCCGUCAUGUGGGGCCGCAACGUCUACGACAGCAUCUCCAAGUUCCUGCAGUUCCAGCUGACUGUGAACGUCGUGGCCGUCAUCGUGGCCUUCACGGGCGCCUGCAUCACCCAGGACUCCCCCCUGAAGGCUGUGCAGAUGCUGUGGGUGAACCUGAUCAUGGACACCUUCGCCUCCUUGGCCCUGGCCACAGAGCCCCCCUCUGAGUCCCUGCUGCUGCGCAAGCCCUACGGCCGCAACAAGCCGCUCAUCUCCCGCACCAUGAUGAAGAACAUCCUGGGCCACGCCGUGUACCAGCUCACCAUCAUCUUCACACUGCUCUUUGCAGGGGAGAAGUUCUUUGACAUCGACAGUGGCCGGAACGCGCCGCUGCACUCGCCGCCCACCGAGCACUACACCAUCGUCUUCAACACCUUCGUCAUGAUGCAGCUCUUCAACGAGAUCAACGCCCGCAAGAUCCACGGCGAGAGGAACGUCUUCGAGUCCAUCUACCGCAACCCCAUCUUCUGCACCGUGGUGCUGGGCACCUUUGCAGCCCAGAUUGUCAUCGUGGAGUUUGGUGGGAAGCCUUUCAGCUGCUCUGGGCUCACCCUGAGCCAGUGGUUCUGGUGUAUUUUUAUCGGAGUUGGGGAGCUCCUGUGGGGCCAGCUGAUCUGCACUGUCCCAACCAGCCACCUGAAGUUCCUGAAGGAAGCUGGGCACGGCAUCACCAAGGAGGAGAUCCCAGAGGAGGAGCUGCCUGAAGACGUGGACGAGAUCGACCACGCCGAGAUGGAGCUGCGGCGUGGGCAGAUCCUGUGGUUCAGGGGUCUCAACAGGAUACAGACACAGAUGGACGUAGUUUACACAUUCCAGACCGGCGCCUCCUCUUUGCAGGGAGCCCUCAGGAGACAGCCUUCCAUCGUGAGCCAGCACCACGAUGUAAAAAAUGUUUCUAGCCCAACCCAUGUAGCUCUUUCCUCCGUCAAUUCCACUCCCACCACUUCUGCUGUUGCUGCUGCUGCUGCAUCUCCUCCUGCGGGCAAUCAAGGUGGUGAAUGCGUUCCGUAGCUCCCUGUACGAAGGCCUCGAGAAACCCGAAUCCAGAAGCUCCAUCCAUAACUUCAUGACUCACCCAGAGUUCAUCCUGGAGGAAGACGAGCCUCGAACACCAUUCCUUGACGGCGCUGAAGACGACCCCGAGACUGACGGGCUCCCGACGCGCGGCGGGGGCAGCCCGGGCGGGCCUCCAGCCCUGAACAGAAAUAACAAUGCAGUGGACAGCGAUCGAGCUGAGCUCUCCGUCCCGGAGCCCGAGAGCCCCUUCCACAGCCUGGAGACAUCGGUUUGACCUUAGAACUUGGAACCCUCCCCUCCUCCUCCUCCUCCUCCGCCUCAGCCCCUCGCCCGGUGUGACGUCGGCACCAGUAACUGCUCACACCUCGUGUCAAACUGCUCAUACGUAUAUCAUUGGGGUGGGUUUUUUUCGGGGGGGAGGUUUAUUUGUUUUCCUUCUUUUCGUUUUGUUGGUUUUUUGGGUUUUUUUUUUUUUUUUUUUUUACCAUGAACCAGAGUACCACGAUGCUGGGUGUUGGGGAGAGAGGCUAAGCCAAAAAAAUUGUGCCAUCUCCAUCCCUCGUUUUCAGUGGUACUCGCCCGGGUGAAGCAGCCAGGUUCUUUCCUCUCCAAGAGUUGGGCUCCAGGCGUCUCUGUCUGUUGGGGGUUUUCACUUUGCAAAAUGCAUGAUCAAAGGAAAUUCGAGUUGGUGUAGUCUUACGUGCCCACCCUCAGCCCGAGGGCUGGGCUGCACUUGUGACUUUUAUUUUAUUUGGGUUUUUUUUCCACUUGUGGUUUUUUGGGGUUUUCUUCUAACGUUGGGGUUUGUUCUUUGCUCGUGGGAUUUGCCCCCAGGAACUCUGCAGUGGGAAGUGGGGGCAGUCAGCACUCCAGUGCAAAAACUAAGAAAUAAACAACAAAACCCAGCCAGGGGAAGGUGUUUACUCGCAGGUUGAGAGAUGUGCACCAGUCUUCCACCUUGAAAAAUGGUACCUGACCUUUCCAGCUCCUCCUCUGAGUGUCCACACACACUUUUCUCUCUCUGUUUCCAGAUUGGUAGAUGAGAAAUGAAGGUGACUUGUUUGUAACUUUGCUGGAUGGAAAAGAUUCUGAUUUUUCUACUAAGGUGGAGGUGAACUGGCAGUGAAAAGGUGGUGGG
Messenger RNA from Corapipo altera (White-ruffed manakin), 5066 nucleotides. It is a transcript of the gene ATP2B4, whose product is annotated as ATPase plasma membrane Ca2+ transporting 4. NCBI's taxonomy places the organism in Eukaryota, Metazoa, Chordata, Aves, Passeriformes, Pipridae. Gene Ontology annotation, cellular component: membrane; intracellular membrane-bounded organelle. The coding region runs from base 383 to 3922 and encodes 1179 amino acids. Gene Ontology annotation, molecular function: P-type calcium transporter activity; ATP binding; PDZ domain binding. The transcript is spliced from 22 exons. The record is from RefSeq and is a predicted model, not a curated record. Gene Ontology annotation, biological process: regulation of cytosolic calcium ion concentration; calcium ion transmembrane transport.